Molecule: messenger RNA, 838 nt
Organism: Macadamia integrifolia
Lineage: Eukaryota; Viridiplantae; Streptophyta; Magnoliopsida; Proteales; Proteaceae
Product: ATP synthase subunit d, mitochondrial
Exons: 5
Coding region: 107-613 (168 amino acids)
Biological process (GO): proton motive force-driven ATP synthesis
Molecular function (GO): proton transmembrane transporter activity
Source: RefSeq, a predicted model, not a curated record
GGUUUCGUAUCAAUUCCUUAAGACCGAGAGGCCAUUGUUUCAUUCGUUGUCGAGAGAAAGACGAAAGCAAAAUCAAGAAGAAGAAGAUCAUCAUCGAUAAGGGGCCAUGAGUGGUGCAGGGAAGAAGAUAGCCGAUGUGGCUGCGAAGGCAUCCAAAGGCAUUGAUUGGGAUGGCAUGGCGAAGCUCCUGGUCUCGGAUGAGGCUCGCAAGGAGUUCGCUAAUCUCCGCCGUACUUUCGAGGAAGUCAACUCCACUCUCCAGACCAAGUUCAGUCAGGAACCAGAACCCGUAAACUGGGAAUACUACAGAAAAGGAAUUGGCUCUCGCUUGGUGGAUAUGUAUAAACAAGCCUAUGACAGCAUAGAGAUCCCCAAGUAUGUUGACACUGUGACACCUCAAUACAAACCCAAGUUUGAGCAGCUGUUGGUGGAGCUGAAAGAAGCAGAAGAGAAAUCCUUGAAAGAGUCUGAGAGACUGGAAAAGGAAAUUGCGGAAGUACAAGAGCUGAAAAAAAAGCUAAGCACUAUGACUGCAAACGAGUAUUUUGAGAAGCAUCCAGAGCUGAAGAAGAAGUUCGAUGAUGAGAUCAGGAAUGAUUAUUGGGGUUAUUGAUAUUGCCCCUGCUGAUAUUACCAUGCAGAUUCUGCCUAGUUUUCGACACCAAAUGUCCAUUUUCAUUUUCGUUUCUUCCUUUGUGGUUUUUUUUUCCUCUGGAAGUGCCUUUAAUUCUUUUGGGUGAGUGACCUUAGAGCAGUUUCAGACUAUUUUAUGGGUCAAUAAUAUUCACUUAUCAAGUGAGCAUACAUUGGCAUACCAGAAAGAUGGUGAAUUUUCGUA